CCUAGUAUGAAAGCUUUCAGUCCUGUGAGAUCCGUCAGGAAAAACAGCCUCUCUGAACACACCCUGGGAAUAUCCCGGAGCAAAACCCCCGUGGAUGAUCCUAUGAGUUUGCUAUACAACAUGAAUGACUGCUACUCCAAACUGAAAGAGCUAGUGCCCAGCAUCCCUCAGAACAAGAAAGUGAGCAAGAUGGAAAUCCUGCAGCACGUUAUUGACUACAUCCUGGACCUGCAAAUUGCUUUAGACUCACACCCCAGUAUUGUCAGCCUCCAUCACCAGAGACCAGGACCAAAUCCUUCCUCCAGAACUCCUCUGACCACCUUAAACACAGACAUCAGCAUCUUGUCAUUACAGGCAUCUGAAUUCCCUUCAGAAUUAAUGUCAAAUGACAGCAAAGCACUUUGUGGCUAA
This is a messenger RNA of Emys orbicularis (European pond turtle), 411 nucleotides long. It is a transcript of the gene ID2, whose product is annotated as inhibitor of DNA binding 2. The coding region runs from base 7 to 411 and encodes 134 amino acids. Gene Ontology annotation, molecular function: transcription regulator activity; protein dimerization activity. Gene Ontology annotation, biological process: negative regulation of transcription by RNA polymerase II; circadian regulation of gene expression; cell differentiation. The record is from RefSeq and is a predicted model, not a curated record. Gene Ontology annotation, cellular component: cytoplasm; nucleus. The transcript is spliced from 2 exons. NCBI's taxonomy places the organism in Eukaryota, Metazoa, Chordata, Testudines, Emydidae.